CUCAUCUCGCAAAGGUCACUCUCUGACUCUGAGUCUCUCUGACUCUGAUCAGGGCGGCUCAUGCAGGGAGCGGUCAGUUUGCAUUUCAAGCAGAGGAUGCCCUGAACGCCUGAUUUGAUAAUCUUAUGGAACCGUCCUCCCACCAAUGGUGUCCGAGUGAACCAUUGAAACCCUGGAACCGCGUGCAUUAAGUAGGCCCCUAAUCUGCAUAGGACAUUGCCCGAACAUUGUUUGAGCAAAGCGGAACAACAUUGACCUCGUUCAGCUAAUUGUGAGGCCCAUUAGUGUUCCAGGUUGCAAUUGUUUGCAGCUGCAAGGCAAUUGAGCUGGAUGGGGAUCGAGAUCUAGGGUUUGUUUUGGCGCCGCUAGCGUAUUUAAGUGGCGCAGCAAGAGCUCUCUCUUUGGUUCUGCCCGCUGAAGCAGCAUCCAUGGAUGUCAAUCUUAAAGACGUUGGGAAGAAGUUCUUUCAGCAAGUCACUUCAGUAGGUCUCCCUCAUGGAAGACCCAAGGUCCCAAAAAGCGCGCUCGCUGCUGCUGCGUUGGCAGAGAGGGUCAUGGCCACACCCCCCCAUGAGAAGCUCGCACUGACUGAGCCUCCUUCAGAGUAUUCUUCCAAGCCAGACAUGGCUGCGGCAGCAGGAGCUCGUCCUAGGGGGCAUAAACCGGAGGAGCUGGAUGCUAACUUCUAUGAAAAGGACUUUGACCCAAUUCUUGCACUCCUGCAAGAGUUGCCGUCGGAAGGGCCUGAUUCAGGCUACUUCCGAGAGCGAGUCAAGAAGCGGAUGGAUCAAUUAGACGUGGUCAAUGAGCACCUGUCGAAGCAGGUGAUGAGGCACCAUGACGAGAUGGUGCAAGGGAUGUCUCUAGUGGGCGAGCUGGAACGCGACUUGCAGGUCGCAAAGAUCAUCAGCAAGAACGGGCGGCGCUCGCUGUCGUCGGCGAUGAAGGAGGUGAACUCGGACCUGGUGGUGACGGCCAACGUGAAGCGGAAGCAGAUCCUGCUGGACAUGCUGCCCAUCCUGCUGCGCAUGCAGAGCAUCACCGACAUCAAGGCCAGGCUGCAGGGCACGAUCGACGAGGGGAACUACGCAAAAGCACUGCGCAUGUGCUCGGAGUGCCUGGUUGUGAUCGAUGCCUGCAAGGAACUCACUGCGAUCCAGGACAUGACGGACAGCAUCGAGGACGCCUUGAAGAUCACGGUGGAGAAGGUGGACGCCGCGCUUAUGGAGGCGUGCAAGAGCUUUGACACCAAAGCGUAUGCCAAGGUUGUGGAUGCGUAUGCGGUCAUGGACGACCCGACGACCUUGUCAGACAAGAUCCAGACAUACUUCGCCCAGCACAUCGUGUCAAUCACGCACGACGUGCUCAAGAGCUACGUCUUCCUGCCGGACCCCAAUCAGGAACCGGAGGAUCCUGCAUCUAUCGCCAAGAAAGCCAGGCUCCCUUACAAUGACCUCAGCGCCCAAUUGACCGAGCCCCAGUUCCGGUCGUGCCUCCAGAAAACGCUGGAAGUCCUGUACGACCUGCUGUGCACGUACCAACAGAUGAUUACUUGGCAACACCCCAAGCUUGUCGAACAAGCAGACGGCCGUCCUUCGCUUCUCAACGGCAAGGGCCACCGGCGCCAGGGCAGUGCCGGCACCCUCUCGCCCCCACGGGAGCAUCCCUCCAGUCCCCCCUCAGACCCGGAAAGACAAAACCGGGGCAAAGAGGCGUCCACCAGCCAGUCUUCGGGCCAUCUUGACGAUCUUCACUCAGGCCGGCCAGACUCCCCGUCGAGGCAUGGAAGCAUCCUGGGAGAAAACUCGACGUUGGCAAAGCGGUCGGGGAGUGCGGGCUCGCUGGAGGAAGCGAACGGGGUGACCGACGCAGACGGGCAUGCGGCGUUGCCUGCGGUUACGGGGGGGGUGCCGAACCAGCUGCGACGACAGACGACGGAGGGGGUCAGGAAGGCACUGGAGCGGGGCAGGAAAACGGUAUGGGAGCUGGCCGCCCGGCGCGUGGCGGCGCUGCUGUCAGCGGACGCGGUGUGCAGCUCCACGCCACACCAUUUCUUGCAAAGCCUGGACUGGACCAACAAAUUCAUUCUCGCGGGCGAGGCCUUCAGCGGGACGGAAGCACACGGGUUGCGAGCGAGGGUGUCGAAGCAGAGCGAAAAGUACUUCAAAACGUUCCACCGGCAAAACCUUGAGGUCCUGCGCAUGGUCCUCGAGAAGGAGCAGUGGAACCGCCUCCCCCAGUCGGCCCUGAAAGCCGUCAGCCUGGCUGGCCUCACCGGGGGUGGCGGCCAGGCCCCGCCCGCACCCGGCUCCUUUUCUACUGACCACAGCAAAACAGACUCGCCGCCGCACGGAAACGCCACAGCCUCCGAGGCCGGAGGCAAUCCUGCGGAAAACGGUCACGUGCGCACGUUCGCUGAGUGGAUGGUUGCGGGGAACCCGUUUGCGGUCAUCAGGCGAGAUGGCUCGAUAGGGGGCGCACAGUUGGAGCGGAGCGCGGCUGCGGCGCUGACGCCACGGCUGUCGAACGGGGACGCAGCAGUGAGCAGCCAGCACGCGUCUGCCGCGCCCGGCGCCGCGUCCCCUGCUCAUACGGACGACGAAGAUGAGGACGUGAACGAGGAGCUGCUGGCGGAUUACAUCGACGAGGACUCGCAGCGGCCGUCCGCGCGUGCGGCCCGGCGGUCGUCGGGACCGGGGAAGCCGGGGCGGCGAAUAUCGGAUGACGGGGAGGAGGGGCCCUGCUUGACGGGGAGCUCCAUUAGCGUGUUGCGGUACAUGGAUAAGUAUGCUCGGCUGAUGCAGAUCCUACAGCCCAUCUCGGUGGAGGUUUUCAAGGGCAUGUGCCAGCUGUUCGAGCUGUACAUAUUCACCUUGUUCCGGCUCUUCGGGCAGAGGGAGGCGUUCCAGACGCAGAAGGCCGGCGAAUCAUCCUCUUUGUUGACCCCCCGGCUGCGGUCCACCCUGGUGCGCAUCGCCCAGGGCCUGGAGGAGUUCCGCUCCAAGACGGCGGCGGCGUCUGCGUCUUCUGCAGCAGCAGCGGCUGUGGCAGCAGUGACCAGCGGCGCGCCCGGAUCGCUCCUCGCGGACCUCGCGGCAGCGCCCACCGGGACCAAGUUCAGCCUGCAGGAGCGUGUUGUAGCGGUCGAGUCCGUGCUGUUUCUGGCGGAGCAGUUCCGGCGGUCCCGGGGCCGCUUCCAGGCUCUCCUCCCACAGUCGUCCGCAGGCACGACAGAGCACUUCUAUGCGCGCACCAUUGACGCGGUCCCGGACCUGCGGGAGCACAUCUACAAGACGCUAGCGCGGCUGCUGCUCAAUGUGCAAGCGUACACGGACAAGAUUGCGAACGCGCGGUGGGAGUUGAAGGAGCUUGGCAUGGAGCACAAUGCGCACGUGGACCAGAUCCUGUCGGACUACCGGCAGCUCACCAUCAAGAUCCCGCAAGCCAAGGUCUCAAAAGAGGUGCAAGAGCUGCUCUUCGAGUAUGCCACGGACGGGAUCGGGGAAGCGCUGGUCGAAGGCUUCAGCCGGGUGAAGCGGUGCACCAACGAGGGGCGGGCGUUGAUGUCCCUGGACCUGCAAGUGCUCCUCAACGGGCUCCAAAACCUGUCUCCGACCAAAACGAAACCCAACAUGCAAAUAGUAGAUAAUUAUAUCAAGGCGUUCUACGUUCCUGAAACCGAGUUCCUACAUUGGGCGAGAACGCACCCAGAGUAUAGCAAGGCACAGAUCGUGGCCAUUGUCAACCUCGUUGCGACAAUGAACAACUGGAAACGGAAGACACGAGUUGACCUUGUUGAGAAGAUUGAGUCUGGCGAACUUGGAUGAAAAGCAGACUAAACGAGGGGAGCUUUAAAGACGUGCAAGGUUCUCCAUCCAUCUUAAGCAAUCUGGAAACGAUUAACUUGAUCAUGCAUGUAAGCUGCGCUGUAAUGAAUGCUCGUUUGGGCAAGGCUGGCCUUCGUUG
Messenger RNA from Klebsormidium nitens, 3966 nucleotides. The record is from the annotation of a GenBank genome assembly. NCBI's taxonomy places the organism in Eukaryota, Viridiplantae, Streptophyta, Klebsormidiophyceae, Klebsormidiales, Klebsormidiaceae.